Zygosaccharomyces rouxii is the source of this 1251-nucleotide messenger RNA. RefSeq names its product protein kinase RIO2 (gene RIO2). The record is from RefSeq and is a predicted model, not a curated record. Lineage: Eukaryota; Fungi; Ascomycota; Saccharomycetes; Saccharomycetales; Saccharomycetaceae. The transcript has a single exon. The coding region runs from base 1 to 1251 and encodes 416 amino acids. Gene Ontology annotation, molecular function: ATP binding; protein serine/threonine kinase activity. Gene Ontology annotation, cellular component: cytosol; preribosome, small subunit precursor; nucleus. Gene Ontology annotation, biological process: protein phosphorylation; maturation of SSU-rRNA.
AUGAAGCUCGAUGUCAGUUAUAUGAGGUAUUUGACGACGGAUGAUUUCCGUGUGCUAAAAGCUGUUGAACAGGGAUCAAGAAAUCAUGAAGUUGUACCAACAACAAUGAUUCACAAUUUAUCGGGUCUAAGAUCUAUCUCUGGUACCCACAGAUCCAUUGGUGAUCUAGCCAAAGUCAAACUAGUUGCAAGGGUAAGAAAUUCCAGUUAUGACGGUUACAGAUUGACUUAUAAUGGAUUUGAUUAUAUGGCUAUAAAAGCAAUGCUUAAUAGAGAUACAGUUUACUCUAUUGGUAACACUAUUGGUGUUGGUAAGGAAUCUGAUAUCUAUAAAGUUAGUGACAGGAAUGGUAACGCCCAAGUGAUGAAAAUCCAUAGACUGGGUAGAACUUCUUUCACUUCUGUGAGAAAUAAUAGAGAUUAUCUAAAGCAUUCAAGACAAGGUACUAGUUGGAUGCAUUUAUCGUUAUUGGCAGCUCAUAAGGAGUAUGAGUUUUUGGCACUAUUGCAUUCAAGAGGUUUCCAGGUUCCGGAAGCAUUCGAUAACUCUCGUCAUAUGGUUCUUAUGGAAUUCAUUAAGGGUUUUCCCAUGAAAAAUUUGAGAACUCAUUCAAAUAUUCCUAAGCUUUACAGCGAUUUGAUGAAAUUCGCAGUUGAUUUAGCCAAGAGUGGAUUAAUUCAUUGUGAUUAUAACGAAUUUAACAUUAUGAUUAAGGAUCAGGAUACAACCGAUUCAAGUGAUUGUGGAUUUGUAGUGAUUGAUUUUCCACAAUGUAUAUCAAUUCAGCACCCUGAUGCAGAGUUUUUCUUCCGAAGAGAUAUCGAAUGUAUUCGCAGGUUUUUCAAGAAGAAAUUGAAGUAUGACCCUAAACCUGAUUCUUCCAUGUUAGAUUCCGACGGAUAUGGUGAUGGUUACAAAUACGCUUAUCCGGUCUUCAAAAGGGAUGUAGUACGGUGUGACAAUUUGGAUGAAUUGGUUAGCGCAUCAGGAUUCAGUAAAAAGAAACCAGCAGAUGCUCAUUUAGAAGAGGCUGUAGAAAGCAUGAGGUAUGCACAAUACGAAUCAGAAGAAGAAGAAGAGGGAGGUUCUUCUAAUGAAGAUUAUAGUGAUUAUUACAGCGAAGAAGAAUCUUCAGAAGAAAGUGAUGAUCAAUCUGAUCAAGAAGAGGAAAAUGAACGUAUUAUUGAAGCGCUCUCCACGGGUAUGGGGAACUUGAAAAUGGAUAAACUUGGUAAUUAUAUACUAGAAUAA